AUGGAUGGCCCCAUUGCGUCUGCUGUAGUCCUACCGGAUGAUCUCUCCGUCCCAGCCUCGCCUGUAAACAGCCACAAGAGGCGACAGUCAUCGAUAUCUGAAGAAAAUGCGAAGAGGCCGAGACUCAAUGAUGAUGGCGCGCCUACCGAACGCCGAGGAUCGAGCAAUGGGACUAAACCAGCUGCUACAGUGCGCCGUGAGAGAGGGAGAGAGCGUAGACUAUUCGGCGCUGUCCUAGGUGCACUCUCACAGAAUCCUACUACUUCAGCACAGAAACGCCGCUCUGAGAUCGAAAAGAGACAACUAGCUCGACGCCAGUUGGAAGCCGAAGAGGGCGAACAGAGGAAGGCAGAGUGUGUGGCCGGGCGCAAAGUGCAACGAUGGAAGGAGCAGAAACAUUUCGAAAAAGACUCAAUGCGGGCACGGCACGAGAACCUUCUUAGCAUGGCACACUUCCUCCAGACUGAAGCUGAACCUCACCUGUACUACAAGCCCUGGGAGACCAAUCCUGACGAAGACGAACGCAUUCGAGACCAAAUUGCCGAAGCCCACGAGGUUAUCGAACGAGAAGUCGAGGAAUACGAGGCUCGCCAGCGGCAAGAAGCUCAGCGUGAACGACACGCUUCUGGUAAUGAGGAGGUCAGCCGUGAUGCAGCAGGUUCCCAUACUGGUAAGAACUAUAAUGCACACGCGCCUCCAGAGCUCCCCACCACCAAUGGCGGAACUAAUAGCAGCGCCGACUCUCCCAAGGACCGGUACACGAGAGACGAUCAUACAGAGGAUCCCAGGAAUGAGGCGGUGAGAGACGCAGCCAUUACUGAAGACGUGGUUGAUACCGGCAUACCAGGCCGUGAGACUACCGCUGACGAGCUUAGCAAGGAGCACGACGAUGAUAACGGCGAAGAUGUUGUCGAGGAAGCGGCGGAGGAUACCGUUAUUUACUGA
Molecule: messenger RNA, 945 nt
Organism: Cucurbitaria berberidis CBS 394.84
Lineage: Eukaryota; Fungi; Ascomycota; Dothideomycetes; Pleosporales; Cucurbitariaceae
Exons: 3
Coding region: 1-945 (314 amino acids)
Cellular component (GO): catalytic step 2 spliceosome
Source: RefSeq, a predicted model, not a curated record